UUGCUGAAGCGGAGUCUGAACACAGGAGAGUGAAGGAUGUUUGGCUUUUAUCUGCUCCUGGUUCCUCUCAUUAGAGCCUAUGAUGUAAAGCCAUGCUCUCUUCUCUACGCUAACCUUGGGGACAACGUGACUAUACCUUGUUUCUGUCCAGCCAGCACCAAUCAUGUGUCAUGGUACAAACAAGCUGCCGGGGGAAACCCUCAAAUUAUAUCAUAUUCUUAUUUCGGUGAUAAAAAUAACUUUCAGCCCCCGUUUAAAGACAGCCGUCGAUUUUCAGUGGACUCGGGAAAAGGGUUUUAUCAUCUGAAACUCUUUGAUAUCCAGCAGUCUGAUUCAGCCACGUACUACUGCGCAAGAACCAUUAUUGCGGUGACAGAAUUCGGCAAUGGAACUUUUUUGGCUCUCAAAGAGCCCAGUCACACGACUUUCCUUCAGCCGCCGGUGGCUCAGUCUGUCCGUCCAGGAGACUCGGUGACCGUGAACUGCACAGUGCCCGCUGCGCUCUGUGAUGGACCCCACAGCAUGUACUGGUUCAGACACGACGCAGGAGAUUCCCACCUGGAAAUCAUACACACCAACAAUGAAAGGUGCGGCCGGUGCGAGAGGAGCUUUGACUCCGAGUGUCCCGGACCGAGCUGCAAGUUCAGUUUGCCGAAAAGGAACGUGAGCCUGUCCGAUGCUGGGACGUACUACUGCGCCGUGGCUUCACGUGGAGGGAUGCUGUUCGGGGGUGGAAUGAGGCUGGAUGUUGGGAAACAGAGUGCAUGUCCUGGGAGUUUGCUCGUCUUGAUAUAUUGCCUGAGUGCAGCACUGCUUGUGUCUUUUAUCGUGAUCCUCAUCAUGGCCUGCAUCCUCUACAAAAUGACCAGGACGGGACGCUUUGAGAGUCAAGUGGGGCAACUCCAGCAAAGUAACUCAGAGUACUUUGCUGACAACCAGUCUGACGAUUCUGCUGCCUUGCAAUAUGUGGCUCUGGAUUUCAAAAAGAGGGCCAAGGCCAGGAGACAGAAAGGCACGGACGAAAGGGAGACCAUUUACGCUGGAGUGAGACAGACGGACGAGGAUUAACCCACCAACCUCCUCCCCCACUCUGUUUUUGACCCCUGGACUAUUUUU
Messenger RNA from Myripristis murdjan (pinecone soldierfish), 1116 nucleotides. RefSeq lists its product as uncharacterized. Bases 37 to 1068 code for a protein of 343 amino acids. The record is from RefSeq and is a predicted model, not a curated record. The transcript is spliced from 6 exons. NCBI's taxonomy places the organism in Eukaryota, Metazoa, Chordata, Actinopteri, Holocentriformes, Holocentridae. Gene Ontology annotation, biological process: response to bacterium.